CGUGGCAGUCGUGUUGUGUUCGUGACGCGGCGUAGACGUCAUGCGAUUACCUCUCUUGGUACUGGUGGUGGUGUUGGCGGUGGUCGGGGUCUCCGGUCAGGAGCAAGGCCGAAGAAAAGAAGCCCGGGCCAGGUUCCGCGCUCUGGCUGAUGCUGCACGCAAUGGUGACACAUCUGCUAAACAGAUCUUACAGUCUCGACGCCGCAGUCGACCUCGUCAGCGUGUACAAAUUGAAUCAACCCCUCUUCCCGAAGAACCACAAAUUGAAAGCACAGAACCGGCUCCGACGGAACAACCACUUUCGCCCCGUGUAAAGCUUCCAAUUCGACGCACAAAGAUUCGCGUAGCACGUCCUGUUGCCCCACCUGAACCCACCACAUUUCAUCCUCUAUCUCCUGUAAUUACACCAACACUCAGUCCGGUUAGGGUGACUCCUGAACCCGAAGAAAUAUUUGUGAACAAGCCAGCCACUGAAUCCCCAGUGUUUGACCAUUUCCCGACUGAACCACCGACAGAGGCGCCUAUUUUCAAUAACGUAAUCGAGCAAACACAAGCCCCAACCAGACGUCGAGUGAGAAUUAAAAAUCAGCGACUCACACCAGUGCUUCAACGGCCCCAGCAAGUAUCAACUUUCGAAGAGCCUCUGCAGUCUCUAUCAGGCUUCGAACAGCAUCAGAAAUCCAUAUCAGGCUUCGAAGAGCCUAAGCAAUCCAUAGCAGCCUCUAAUCAGCCUCAACAAUCUAUAUCAGUCUUUAAUCAGCCUCAACAAUCUAUAUCAGCCUUCAAACAGCCUCAACGAUCCAGACCAGCCUUCAAACAACUUCAGCAAUCCACAUCAAAUUUCGAAUUCGAGCCUCAUCGUGCCAUCACUACCGGCCUUGAAGUGGAUUCUCGUUCUGAGCCAAUCAUUUCUCGAGCCACUGAGAACAGGACAGUCAGACCUUAUGUCGAAACCAUUAGUCGGUAUUCCUAUUACGACGAAGAAGGUAACUACAUUUUCGGAUAUGAGGCAGCAGACGGCUCUUUUAAAGAAGAAAAACGGGGUUUAGACUGCAUCGUCACUGGUAAAUACGGCUAUGUUGACCCUGAGGGUGUUCGUCGUGAGUUCAGUUAUACAUCGGGUAACAGGUGUGAUCCCAAUGCUGUGGUUGACCCAGAUCUUGGGGAAGCACCCGCCUUGGAGCCAAACGACCAGUUCCUUCAACAAACAGUGGAGCAACCUCUUACUGAAGAGGAGCUUAGCCAACUGCAAUUCAGUCGUCGACGUCAUCCCGUGAGUCUACAGCAGCGGCAACCUCAGCAACAGCGACCACAAGAACCGCGACCACAGCGACAACGGGUACGACAGCAAGUACAGCAAAGCUUUGUUAGUGAUAGCCGCCGCCGACAACCUCAGUCUCCUACUUUAAGCUCUGUGCCACAAACCAUCCAGCAAGUACUACAACAGCAUCAGGACUCCUUUGCUCCAGUGACUCCAGCACCCUCCUCUCGUUUCACCACGCCAGCUUCCUUCAGACAGUUCACAGCUCCCUCAUUCCAAGUACCACAAACAAAUAUUGCCCAGGAGCAACAAGCAGUACAUCAAGUGGUAGAACCAACGCCAAGGCCACAAUUCGUAGACCAGAGACCAACACAGACAGAUAUACAGACUCCAUCACCUCACUUUUUUGCAAGCAGGCCGACACCUAAACCCACUGCCUUCGAUUUCGACAGAGAAUUCCGUAACCUCUUCAGUCACUUCGGUGUUACAAAACAAACUAAUCCUCCGACUCAUCCCACCCACCGGCCCACUAUCCCAUCAACCUCGACACCCACACAACCAGCUACGUCGAGUCCCUCAGUACGUUCCUUCCCUGUCUCUCAAGCACCCUCAUUCCCACCAACUCUUCCAGCAGCCAAUCGGCCAUUUUCUUUUGAUGAUAGGUCUACCACACUCGGGGGAGGUGGUGCCCACCAACUCGUGUUCGACGCUGCCACCGGUACUUUCAAAACCGUCCCUGCUCAACAGACGUCUCAUUUCAGCUUGUCCAGACCAAUUCAGAAUAAUCCUUUCUUGACAUCAGCAACAACAGCUCCAGUGUCCAGACCCGUUCAGAAUCCUUUCUUGACAUCAGCAACAGCAGCCCCAGUGCCCAAACCAGUUCAUAGUCAUUUCACUGCAGCAACAGCAGCUCCAGUGCCCAAAUCAGUUCAUAAUCAUUUCACCGCAGCAACUGUAGCUCCAGUCCCAAAACCAGUUCAAAAUCAUUUCACCGCGGCAACAGUAGCUCCUGCACAUGCUGCACCGGGCCGCCCUCUCCCGCUUUUCACUGGAUCAGCCGGGUUCAACCCUCUGCCUCCUGUCCCUACUGGAGGUCUCGUUAUUAACAAGCCUGGCCGCUCGCCUGCCACAGAUGAGUUCGACAAGUUCUUCAACCAGUUCAAUCUUUGAUGUUAUUCUUAAAUUUUGAAUUUAUAGAGGAACGGGGACAUGGUAGCUGUCUUUCUUGGAUGAUACAAUAAAAUAAUGUUUGUAUGCAUACCAAUGCUGAAUGAUCCACAUGGAUUUAGCGUUUUUUGUGAAUAAUUAUUGUUUACAUGCGGUAAUGUGCUCAGACAACGUGACGAU
Messenger RNA from Cherax quadricarinatus, 2608 nucleotides. Its product is annotated as mediator of DNA damage checkpoint protein 1. Lineage: Eukaryota; Metazoa; Arthropoda; Malacostraca; Decapoda; Parastacidae. The record is from RefSeq and is a predicted model, not a curated record.